Molecule: messenger RNA, 5409 nt
Organism: Python bivittatus (Burmese python)
Lineage: Eukaryota; Metazoa; Chordata; Lepidosauria; Squamata; Pythonidae
Source: RefSeq, a predicted model, not a curated record
UGGUUGAAGCAGUGCAUCGAUUGGAUCUCAUUCUUGGAAACAAGGCAGCUUAUCAAGAAGUUUUUAAGCCAGAGAACAUCAGCCUGAGAAACAAGCUCCGCGAACUGUGUGUAAAGCUGAUGUUCCUACACCCUGUGGACUAUGGGAGGAAAGCAGAGGAACUGCUGUGGCGGAAAGUUUACUAUGAAGUCAUCCAGCUGAUUAAAACAAAUAAAAAGCACAUUCAUAGUCGUAGUACCCUAGAGUGCGCUUACCGGACUCACCUGAUUGCUGGCAUCGGGUUUUACCAGCACUUGCUUCUCUACAUUCAGUCUCACUAUCAGCUGGAGUUGCAGUGUUGCAUUGACUGGACCCACGUUACAGAUCCCCUGAUAGGUUGCAAGAAGCCAGUCUCUGCAUCAGAGAAGGAGAUGGACUGGGCUCAAAUAGCCUGCCACCGGUGUCUGGUUUAUCUGGGGGAUUUAGCUCGAUACCAGAAUGAAUUGGCAGGCGUAGACACAGAAUUGCUGGCUGAGAGGUUCUACUAUCAAGCCCUUUCUGUUGCACCACAAAUUGGAAUGCCUUUUAAUCAGCUUGGAACCCUGGCUGGGAGUAAGUACUACAAUGUGGAAGCUACGUAUUGCUACUUGCGCUGCAUUCAGUCUGAAGUGUCCUUUGAAGGCGCUUAUGGAAAUCUCAAGCGCCUCUACGACAAGGCGGCCAAAAUGUACCACCAGCUGAAGAAGUGCGAGACGCGGAAACUGUCGUCAAGCAAAAAGAGGUGCAAAGACAUUAAAAGGUUACUGGUGAGCUUCAUGUAUUUACAGAGCCUCUUUCAGCCAAAGAGUAGUUGUGCCGACUCGGAGCUGACGUCUCUCUGCCAGUCCGUCCUGGAAGAUUUCAACCUCUGCCUUUUCUAUCUGCCCUCUUCACCCCACGCGAGUGCCACCAGUGAGGAGGAAGAGGAGUGGGAGAAUGGCUGCUCCUUCCUGCCAGACUUGCUCAUCUUCCGCAUGGUUGUUAUCUGCCUGAUGAGUGUUCACAGCCUCAAGAGGGCAGGCUCCAAACAGUACAGUGCGGCCAUUGCAUUCACCCUGGCCCUCUUUUCACAUCUGAUCAACCACGUCAACAUCCGCCUCCAGGCAGAACUGGAAGAAGGAGAGAACCCAGUUCCAGCCUUCCAGAACGACGGCACCGAGGAUCCAGAGGCCCGGGAAUCGGCCAACUCUGCUGAGAGAGAAGCAGAGACCGACCCAGCCAGCCACCAAGACCCAGGGGAGCCGCGGCAGAACGAGAGCCAAAAGGGCAGGAAGUACUCGCGCCUGUCUUGCCUGCGCCGUCGCCGCCGGGCCCAGAAGUUGGAUGAGAGCGACCUGAGCGAGGGCUUCGACUCCGACUCCAGCCCGGAUUCUGCCAAAGGAAGCGGCGGCUCCGAGACGGGCUCUGAGAAGAGCGAUGAGGAGGCGGAGGCCGCGUUUGACGUGGAGACCGAUUCGGACAUGAACAGCCAGGAGUCCCGCUCGGACCUGGAGGACAUGGAUGAGGAGGCGGAGGCGGAGGCCGAGGCGGGCGGUCGGCCCAGGGGGGCCAAGAACGGAGCCAGGGGAGCUUCAGGCUUCGUGGCAGGUGAAGGGGGUCGGCCGCUGGACUCGAAGGGCCAUGGCGCCGCUAAGACUGAGCCUUUGGAGCCCGUGGCCAACGGGCCGGGCGCCUUGGGCAGCAGCGAGGCCAGCAUAGCCAGCAACCUCCAGGCCAUGUCCACGCAGCUCUUCCAGACCAAGCGCUGCUUCCGGCUGGCCCCCACAUUCAGCAACGUUCUCCUCAAACCAGGCUGUGGGCCACCCGCCCCAAAGGAGGCAGCAGGAGACGGCAAGCCUUGCGUCAAUGGGGACGUGGAGCGGUCUGCUGUGUCCGAGCCAGACGAUGUUUCUGAGUCGGAAGAAAGCAUCUCCAGCAGCAGAUCCUGCCGGAACGAGCGUUCUCUCCAAGAGAAGCUGGAGAUUAUAAGCAGCGAAGGGCUGCUGCCGACGGUCAAGGUCUUCCUGGACUGGCUGAGAACAAACACCGACCUCAUCGUCAUGUGUGCACAGAGUUCCCAGAGUUUAUGGAAUCGACUUUCAGUCCUCCUGAACCUGCUUCCUUCAGCUGGAGACCUGCAAGAUUCAGGGAUGUUUCUCUGCAACGAGGUGAAGACCAUGUUGCCAGGCUGCGAACUUCCCGACUUGAGUGCUUGCUUGCUUCUCCCAGAAGACGUGGCCCUCCGUAACCUUCCCCCAUUGAAGAGCGCACACAAGAAGUUCAACUUUGAGCAGGACAGGCCUGUCCUUACAGAAGUGGAGGAGUCUGUGGUCCGUGUCUGUUGCAUUCGAAGCUUCGGCCACUUCAUCACCCAUUUGCAAGGCAGCAUCCUGCAGUACAACUCCGAAGUUGGGAUCUUCAUAAGCAUUGCGCAAUCGGAGCAGGACGGGCUGCUCCAGCAGGCCCAGGCCCAGUUCCGCAUGGCUGCUGAGGAAGCCCGCCGGAACAGGCUGAUGCGAGAUAUGGCCCAGCUUCGGCUGCAGCUGGAGGUGUCACAGUUGGAAGGCAGUCUCCAGCAGCCCAAAGCUCAGUGUGUGAUGUCUCCCUAUCUGGUCCCGGACACCCAGGCCCUCUGCCAGCAUCUCAGCCCCAUCAGGCAGCUGGCCGCCAGUGGAAGGUUCAUUGUCAUCAUCCCGCGGACAGUCAUUGAUGGCUUAGACUUCCUGAAGAAGGAGAAUGCAGGAGCUCGUGAUAGCAUCCGAUACUUAGAAGCAGAAUUUAAAAAGGGAAACAGGUACAUUCGCUGUCAGAAAGAAGUUGGAAAAAGUUUUGAGAGGCAUAAGCUGAAAAGACAAGAUUUAGAUGCUUGGAACCUCUAUAAGAUCUUGGACAGCUGUAAGCAGUUAACAGCUUCCCAGGGGGGCAGCGAAGAUGACACAGCUGGCAUGGUGACCGUCAUCACCGGCUUCCAGCUGGAUGAUCCCAGCAAACUUUCUGCUCCCAUGCAGUCUGCAAUCCAAGCAGCGGCCAGCGCCAGCAUUGAAAUCCAAAACGUUCUGGAAUUCUACAAGCAGUGGAAGGAGAUGGGCUGAGGGUCGAGGAACCUCCGGGUUGGUUGAAGCUCUGUCUCCCCGUCUCUUGACGCACAACAUUGGAAUGAAAGAUGUCAACUGCAGGCGAUAUUUGGACACGACGCAACUGCCGCUGCCUUAGCAGCAGCAACCCACAAAAACGAGCAAUCGGGUGUGCGCCCAAACACAGGCGUGUGCGCGCGCACACCUGCGCAACUGCCCCGCCGUCACCUCCCCUCCCACAGAGGAGGUGGCAUGCGUGGGGACAUCACAGCCCCUCUGAGAAGAGAGGUGCCUCUCGGCCGAGCCGAGGAGAGACAACGGGUGGGAGGGGGCUCCGUUCUAAAUGCUUGCUUGGUUUCUUGUUGUCAGAAAUGUGCAGGCAGCUUUGCUCCUGCACUUACAAUGAAACAAAAUGGAAAUUCACUUGAUGUUGCCACCAUCUCCUCACUGCAGGAGGAAACCUCCAGAAGGGCCUACUAGAUCCUAUGUGGGUCAGGAUUUGCAGAGGAGGCUCUUUUGGAAACUGGUGGUGGGGAAGUGGGCACGUUCUCUUCAUCGUUUUUAAUUUAAUGUUCCGUUUUCUUUCCUACUCUGUUCCUUGGUGAGCUUCCCUGGUUUUGUGUGCCCCUUUGUGGGUGAGGCAGAGGGAGGGUGGGGCGCUGGUCAAACUUUAAAAUCUUGGAAAGAUGGCCAGGUGGCAAGGGAACUGAGAAAGUUUUAGGAUGGAAGCUAUUUAUUUCCUCCCCUCCUCUCACCUCUCUUUCUCCACCUUACCUUUGUCCUUUUUUUUUAAAGCAAACCGUUCUCUCCUCUCCCUUUCCCUCUAAGCUGUCACUACCAUUCCUUCCUUCUCUGCAGCCACCAAGCUUUGGCACACUGUCUGCCUCCCCGCUUCCUGGACGCAGGUCGUGAAUCCUGCUUUUGUUUCGCUUUCCUUGCACAGAGAAAGGCCGGCCUCUGCAGCAGCUUCCCAUAGUUGCCAAGAGGGACAGGAAGCUCAGUCCCUUUGUGUAACUUUUGGAGAAAGGAAAAGUUGCUUUCAAGAUAAAAAGGUAGAGAAGAAAACUCCCACAGUAUGCUUUAACCAGGGAUUGACUGUUGAGCUUUCUCCCCCAGUAUACGGUCCCUGUUUUCCUUUAGAAGGUAAGAGGCAUGGAAGGAUAAAGGAAAUUCUAACACUUAAGAUUCUGGGAUGGAUUUGCCCCACUAGAUAACCAAAGGAUCGGAACGAGGCAAGGUAUUGGCAAACAAUCCCCAACUCUUCUUAGGGAGUUGGAUAAAGCAUCUUCUUUUAUGCCCCAAACACCACCAGAGGCGUCAUCUUUGUGUUUUUGCUCUUAGCUUAUUCUGACAGCUGGGGAGAAGGAAGGUGUGUUGCGGGCGUGGAAACCCACUUUUCCCAGUCUGCCCUGAGGGAAAGCCCCAUGGCCUGGCCCUCCUUUGCCUAGAUGUGGAAAGGAAGCAGGGGGCCUCCCGGCCCUGUGGAUGUCUGCCGCCUGUUCGUUCGCCUUUUCCCGCACUGCUUUGUUCGACAGCAGAGACGAUUCCACGGAGAGCCCUUGCCUUGGUCUCGCCAUCAAACUGCAUCGGAGCUUCGAGACUGGUAACUGGGCCUUGGGCUGCUGCUCUGCCUCUCUUUCCUGGCUUUUCCCCAGCUACAGUCCAAGGCCCUCCCUGAAGGAAGCUCUUCCCAGCUCCUUCCCUUUUGGAGUAUCAGUCAGAGCAGCAGCAGGUUGGCUCUUCAGCUCUCAUAGGGCCUCCCUACCUCCUAUCGCAGAAACAAGGCACCCCGCCUAGCGUUGCUGUCAGCAAGGGUUGUGCAGAUCAGUCAUCUCCUGUUAAUGGCGUUUCUGCUUUUCAGUUCUGGCAAUGGAGUAAACCCUCCCUCCCCCCACCAAAAAAGGGAUAAAAGAGAGAAGCCCCUCAACCUGCAGGGAGACUCGGGCUGGGCUGUCCUGUGGGAUAGAAGCCUGAGUACGUUGGCUUGUAAAACAUCUGCAGGGGAGCAAACAGCAAUAGUCGACAUUCAUGGGGUGAUCAGCACAAUCUUGACAUUGAUUUAACUUGGGACUAUGUUUUGGGGUGUGUGGGGGGACAAAGCUCAUUCAGAAGGGACAUUUUUAAAAUAGUGCGUUGAGGGUCUUCACCCUGGUGACCCAAGGCUGGCGGUUUUGUCAGGUGCUUCUCUUAAAGUGCUUCUCUUGGGUGGUGGUGGUGGGGUGCAUCGGUCUGAGCCAUGGCUGGCGUAUCUGUUGACAAUGUCAGAGCAAUUUUUUAUUUUUAUCGUUUUUGGAGCAAGGGAAAUUGCAUUGCCAUAAUAAACAUUUGUGAAAUCAGA